UAUUGACUCAUAAAUAUUUAAUUGGAAAAAUCUGAUGUCUGCCAAUUGCAGCAAUCACAUAUGUUUUAAGAUAAGAUUAAGCCAUGGGUGUUAGCGGAUUGUGACACAGAAAAAAGUCACAACAAAGCAUGCGCGUACUGAUUAUCUUUGAGUAUUUAAUUGAUAUUCUAUUGUUAUUUAUUGUAAGAAGUGGAAAUGUUCUUAUAUCAUAUUCUUUUAGUCAUGUAUUAGAAAAUUUAAAACUAAACAUAAUGUUGACAAUGUCGAAUAGCAAAAAGCCCUUGACAAUCAUUUGUGUUCGAAACGUUUAAGUGGCAGGUUGUCCACAAUGGGUCUUAAUAAAUUAUCGUGGAUUUUAGGUCUAACCAUUGCUGUAGCUACCAUAAGUUAUUCGGCAUGUGCUUCUGCACCUACAGAUAUGUUGAGAUUUUUCAACGAACAGGGCCCUCGUAUAAUAAAUGGCACUGAGGCUACUUUAAAGGCCACCAAACAUCAGGUUUCGGUUAGAAGUCGCUAUAAAGAUGACAUCUUCUAUGGUACAGGUCAUCUUUGUGGUGCUUCUUUGAUAUCCGAAAAUGUGGUUCUGUCUGCUGGCCACUGUUUUAUAGAGUGAGUAGA
Messenger RNA from Stomoxys calcitrans (stable fly), 618 nucleotides. RefSeq names its product lectizyme-like. Bases 329 to 613 code for a protein of 94 amino acids. The transcript is spliced from 2 exons. The record is from RefSeq and is a predicted model, not a curated record. Gene Ontology annotation, biological process: proteolysis. Lineage: Eukaryota; Metazoa; Arthropoda; Insecta; Diptera; Muscidae. Gene Ontology annotation, molecular function: serine-type endopeptidase activity.